Molecule: messenger RNA, 747 nt
Organism: Fulvia fulva
Lineage: Eukaryota; Fungi; Ascomycota; Dothideomycetes; Mycosphaerellales; Mycosphaerellaceae
Product: Vesicle-associated membrane protein
Exons: 2
Coding region: 1-747 (248 amino acids)
Biological process (GO): vesicle-mediated transport
Cellular component (GO): membrane
Source: RefSeq, a predicted model, not a curated record
AUGGCCUCCGGCUCAAUGCCAGCAACGCCACUCCUCUACAGCUGCAUCGCCUACCACAACACCGUCCUCGCCGAGCACACGACCGCAGCAGCCUCGAAGACCUCGAACGUCGCCUCCGUCGUGCUCCCCAAGAUCUCUCACGACUCACCCCAAAAGCUCACCUUCACCGACAAGACCAACGAUACCUUCAUCCACUACAUCGCCGACGCCUCGCCCUCGAGCUCAAAUCCCGACUCACUGUCUGCCGAUGGCCUCACAUAUCUCGUAGUCGCACGCGCAGAUCUUGGACGACGUGUACCAUUCGGCUACCUCGUCGAGAUCAAGAAGCGCUUCUUGAAGGAAUUUGAUCCUGAGCGAACGAACUUCUCCAGCCUUCCGAGCUAUGGCGCAGCGGCGUUCAAUGCGACGCUGAAGGAGAUUAUGGUGCAUUAUGGCACGACGAAGGCAGGGCAGGCUGAUGCGUUCAAGAAUGUGCAGAGCGAGAUUGAUAAUGUCAGGGGCAUCAUGACGGAGAACAUCGAGAGGGUACUUGAAAGAGGCGAGAGGAUUGAUCUUUUGGUUGAUAAGACGGACAGACUGGGAGGCAGUGCUGCGGACUUCAGGGUGAGGAGUCGUGGGUUGAGGAGGAAGAUGUGGUGGAAGAACGUUAGGUUGAUGGUGCUGCUGGCGGUGGUCAUUGUGUUUUUGGUGUAUCUUUUUGUUGGGUUUGGAUGUGGUCUGCCUGCAUGGGGCAGGUGCAUCGGUUGA